This is a messenger RNA of Aspergillus affinis, 2616 nucleotides long. RefSeq names its product mRNA-binding protein PUF3. Gene Ontology annotation, biological process: nuclear-transcribed mRNA catabolic process, deadenylation-dependent decay. Gene Ontology annotation, molecular function: mRNA 3'-UTR binding. The transcript is spliced from 5 exons. The record is from RefSeq and is a predicted model, not a curated record. The coding region runs from base 1 to 2616 and encodes 871 amino acids. Lineage: Eukaryota; Fungi; Ascomycota; Eurotiomycetes; Eurotiales; Aspergillaceae. Gene Ontology annotation, cellular component: cytoplasm.
AUGGGCCAAGGCUUCGGUAGUCAAGCGAGUUGGAAUAACACUAUCUGGGGAGAUAAUUUGGGAGACCAACAUGUCGCAGACGGUGGAUCAGACGCUAAAGCAGGUUCGAGCUCUUUAUUGUCUUCCUCGGAAUCCGAUGGCUGGAAUGCUCGCCCCAACCUUCCUUGGAGCACCAUGAAACCCGCCUCGGCCGGUUUAUCCAGAACGGCAAACCCUGGCAUGACCACAUCCCCGAUCCAAACCCGAGCUUCUGAUCGAAGCGCAGCUGUCCUCCCCGAGACGGCCGAUUCAUCUUAUUUCUCUCUACAGAGGUCAUCCGGAGGAGCACCUACCCACAAGGUUUAUUUAAACACGGGGUCGGAGGGGAUUUCUCCGUCCGGAGACGGGAUGUCUCUUGGAACUAUCGGUGGCUUCAGACCUGAAGCUAGACGUCACGCCAACACAUCCUCCGCCUUCGGAGGUAGUCCUGUCGGCAGCGGGUUCCCCAUCCGAAAUGGAUUGUCUAGUCCGCUUGACAGCACGGCAUCCGAUGGGAUGUCGGCCUCGGUGGCGAUGGCCUCUCUUCCUCAGACGCUGCCGGAUACCGCGGCCCAGUCAUUGGGGCGCAAUGUAUAUGCACACGCCUCUUCCAAUUCUGCUUCAUUUGCCCCCGCUAGACCACCUCACUCAUCGUUUCCCUCGUUCCACUCGGAGAGCCAAGGGUUUGAAGGGCGGUACAGUAGUCACUCCGUCGAUCUUAACGCCGGUCUCAACAAAUUGCAACUCAAUGAUAACAACUUGGGGGCUCACAGUGCGGGAAACCGGCCUGCCUACAUGUCUCAUCCCUCCUUUGAUGGUUCUCUUCAACGACUCAGAUACCAGACUUCGACUGAGCAGAGCAACUACCCGGCUUAUCCAAAUGAAGCCCCGUCGGACCUGUCACUGGCGUAUUCAACGGCGCGUCCCCGAUUCGGGGACCCGAUCUCGCCUACCGAUUACGCCCGUAUGGAAAGCCCCUUCCACCCGGAACUCUCUGCCCCGCAUUAUCGAAAUGCCUCCGGGGGGCGCCUGUCCGACCACCAAACCGCUACGUACGACCGACGAUUGCGGGGAAUGGCCGCGGAACAGGAUGUCGCUGCGGCAAAUGUUAAUCCGUUGCAACGGAUGGCUUUUCAUGGUGGGUAUGACGUUUCACGCUAUCAAACCUCAGGACUCCAGGGAGUGCCUGCUCUCUACGGCCCGGCAGCUCAUGCAAAUGUGGCGGCUCUUGCUUCUAGGGGUCUCCGUGAACCGGACCUUGCGCAGGCAACCAGGAGUCAGGUGCUGGAGGAGUUCCGCAGCAAUAGCAAGGGUAACAAGCGAUACGAAUUGAAGGAUAUAUAUGGUUAUGUUGUCGAAUUCAGUGGAGAUCAACAUGGAUCUCGCUUUAUCCAGCAAAAGCUCGAGACCGCCAACAGUGACGAAAAGGAGAUGGUGUUCCGGGAAAUCCAAAGCAACGCACUGCAACUGAUGACCGAUGUUUUUGGCAACUACGUUGUACAAAAACUUUUUGAACAUGGCAACCAGACUCAAAAGAAGGUUCUAGCUAAUCAGAUGAAGGGACAUAUUCUGAGUCUGUCUCUUCAGAUGUAUGGAUGUCGUGUCGUUCAAAAGGCAUUGGAACACAUUCUUACCGAUCAGCAAGCAACCAUGGUUAAGGAACUCGAAAACAAUGUUCUUCGCUGUGUUCGAGACCAAAAUGGAAACCAUGUGGUUCAGAAGGCCAUUGAACGGGUUCCAUCCGAGCAUGUACACUUCAUCAUUGAUGCCUUUAUCGGUAGCGUGGAGAAACUUGCCACCCAUCCUUAUGGAUGCCGUGUUAUCCAGCGGAUGCUUGAACAUUGCAAGCAGGUGGACCGCGAACAAAUUCUUUCAGAGUUGCACGCCUGCACGGUCAAACUCAUUCCCGACCAGUUCGGAAACUAUGUGAUUCAACAUGUUAUCGAGCACGGCGAGGAGAAAGAUCGUUCCGCAAUGAUCAACAUUGUCAUUUCGAACCUUAUGUCUCAUUCGAAGCAUAAGUUUGCCAGUAACGUGGUCGAAAAAAGUAUCGAGUUUGGCGAAGAAGGCCAACGCUGUCACAUCAUUGGUAUGCUCACGCAGACCAACGACAGAGCGGAAAGUCCUCUGCCUGCACUGAUCCGUGAUCAGUAUGGCAACUAUGUCAUACAAAAGGUAUUGAGCAAGCUGAAAGGCGAAGAGAGGGAGACUCUCGCCGAGCAGAUUCGGCCCCUACUUGCGGGGUUGAAAAAAUACAGCUAUGGCAAGCAAAUUGCCGCCAUCGAAAAAUUAGUAUAUCCCUCCGGUGGCGUUCCUCCCCCGGCCCAUGCCAGUCAUACCUCGUCAUCCACCACACCCCCCAACUCGCACAAAUCCUCUCCUCAGCCAUCCAAACGCUCUGUGAAUGGAUCCGAGAGUGGUCGGGGCCCAGUUGUCGGGGCGGCACCGCCUACGCCACCUCCCACCGACACUCAAGCCAAUGUCGACGGAUCGACCGAACCCAAGAGUGUUGCCAGAAGCAUCGUUACUCCUUUGGCCGAGUCCGAGUCGGCUGAUGCCAUGCCGGCCCCGUCGGCCACCACCAACGGCACCACCUAA